AGCGCAUUUUCAACACGAUGGACGGCUUUUCGCUCAACUUGGCGACGCCGUCGGGGCCGCGUGUGGUCAAGAGGAAGAAGGUCACUAAGUUUCGGCAGAACAAGAAGAAGGCACAGCGAAAGGCACAUGCUCAUGGAAGUGCAUUGGCGGGAGAUACCCCUAGGGCAGGUGUGGUGCGUCCGAAACACUCGACGACAACGCCGGCGCCAAAACCAGCCAUUGUGGCACCACCUCAGAGCGACGAGCCGUCCGACGAUGAAUACGAGCCUGUGGACGAAUCGGAGCAGGACGAACCGGAUGAUGAUGCGUCCGACGUAGACAUACCAGCGCCCGUUGCGUCCAACCACCCGUCGACCGAGAGUGCUACGAAGAAGACACAAGUUGUGCCCGCCGCAUCGGCAUCGCAACCCAUCAAUCCAACCUCAAAUUUGACUCUCACCAAGGAAAAAGGCACCCGGCGGAACCCAAACAAGGACGCGUACUCUGCGGACUCGUAUUUGAAGCCUUCGCUGGACAUGUCGACAAUGGUUGUCCACAACACACCGCUGCCGUCAAAAGAAUCGACCGAAAUAUUUGCAAAACAAGCGACGUUCGGCGCCAUGAAGUUGCAUCCUCACAUUGUGUCGAUCUUGGCCAAAGACAAGGAUGCGGGAGGCUUUGGCUUCAGCCAGCCCACUCGGGUGCAGGUGGCCAGUGUUCCCGCGAUUCUCGCAGCCGGCGACGUGAUGCUCAAAAGCGAAACCGGGUCGGGAAAGACGUUGUCGUACUGCCUCCCGAUCGUUCACUCGCUUAUGUCCCGCACAGAGCGAGUCUGCCGCAGCGAAGGAUGCCUCGCCUUGAUCCUUGCCCCCACACGCGAACUUUGCAUUCAAAUCCAUGAAACUCUCGAACGCCUGCUGAAGGUCGCAGUGUACAUUGUGGCUGGCUGUGUGGUCGGCGGGGAGAAAAAGAAGGCCGAGAAAGCGCGGCUACGCAAAGGCGUGUCGAUCUUGGUGGCAACGCCCGGUCGGCUCAUUGACCACUUCACCAACACCCACGCGUUCAAGUACAACCGACUGCAGUAUCUCGUGCUGGACGAAGCAGAUCGGUUGUUGGACUUGGGGUUUGAAAAGAGCAUUGCGCAGAUUCUGGAAUGCCUCGUCGCGAAAAUCGACGACGAUAUCACCCGCCAAAGCAUCCUCGUGUCAGCCACAAUCAACGCUGGUGUCCAGCGACUCGCGGCACUGAGUUUGACCAGCCCCAAGUUUAUCGAUGCCGACGCUUCCAAAGGCCCAGAAUCCACGUUUGCCACGCCCGACCAACUCGUCCAGCACUUUAUGAUUGUGCCGGCCAAGCAGCGGCUGUGUGCGCUGAGCGCGUUUGUGCGAGGUGAGUGUCGGCGCAACAAACUCCGAGCCAAGAUCGUCGUGUUCAUGUCGACGUGCGAUGCCGUCGAUUUCGUCUCGUCUCUAUUUCAAAAGUGCCAGUGGCCCCAGAGCGCGUCGAUGUUUGGGCCACCUGUCUUCCGCCUGCACGGCAAUGUCAACCAGCAAGACCGCACUGCGACCUUCCAAGCGUUUUGCAAAGCGUCGUCGGGAGUCCUCUUUUGCACGGACGUCGCGGCGCGCGGUUUGAACUUGCCCACGGUUCAAUGGAUUGUGCAAUACGAUCCGCCCACGGAAACGAGGGAUUAUGUCCAUCGCGUCGGCCGCACAGCCCGCAGUGGCGCGGUUGGGAACUCGCUGCUGUUUUUGCUUCCGUCGGAAUCUGCCUACUGCGACCAUCUCAAGACGCAUGGCCUGAAUUUAACCGCUCUGAGUUUGGAGUCGACGCUCGCUCGUAGCGCGUACAAGGGCGAGUUCAAACCAUCAAGCAAGAAGGCUAUCCAUGAGGUUCAUGCCUCCCCUUGCCUUUGCUCUGUCUCGAAAAUGCAGCGUCCUGAAACGUAGGUUGUGGUCCACGAGCUCCAGUAUCUGUUCGAACAGUCCGUCUUGGCCAACACGGAGCUGUUUGACAUGGCGUGUCAGGCAUUCCAAUCGUUUGUCCGGAGUUAUGCUACCCAUGCCAGGUACGCUUCUUUCCGCAGCCUUGACGUGAAACCCAUCGGGUCGUGGUAGUGAGACAAGGCAGUACUUUCACGUGCGCAGUCUGCACUUUGGCCACGUUGCCAAAAGUUUUGCGUUGCGCGAACCGCCCGCGUCCAACAAAGUGACCAAGGGCAGCCAGCAAGCCAAGACCGGAACGUUGAAAAAGCGAAAGGCCUUGCAAGAGGUAGAUGACUCGAUUGAAAUGGCCAAGCAGAAGAAGGCCCGCCUGGCAAAGCGAAAGUACAACAACCACGUGUCCGAGUUUGCAGACUAAACAUCAAUUACCCGUGAAGAAGUGCGUACUUGCGACCGCCGCGUGUGAUCGCCGCUUCAAAUGUCGCCUUCCCUCGUGUGAUCGAACUCAGUCGACGACACGACGACACCCGAGUAACGUGCAAUGAGUGGCUUGAUGGCCGCACCUCAGCGCUGACAGCGAUAACUUCAAUUGGGAUGGACGCCAUGGAGCGUCACCGUUGUCAUGGGGUAGCUAGAAAGCGAAUCCGCCG
Aphanomyces invadans is the source of this 2572-nucleotide messenger RNA. RefSeq lists its product as hypothetical. Lineage: Eukaryota; Oomycota; Saprolegniomycetes; Saprolegniales; Verrucalvaceae. The record is from RefSeq and is a predicted model, not a curated record. The coding region runs from base 18 to 1928 and encodes 636 amino acids. Gene Ontology annotation, molecular function: ATP binding; nucleic acid binding. Gene Ontology annotation, cellular component: nucleus. Gene Ontology annotation, biological process: ribosome biogenesis. The transcript is spliced from 6 exons.